UACGUAGGCCUACUGAUGGAAUAUUUAUGUUAGUUACAGUGUGUUCUGAAGGUACUGACUGAGUUACAUCGAGCACGUUCAGAAGUCUGCACAGAAUUUUCAGUAACUGACAAGGCUAAUUUGUGCUCUAGUUUUCUAGACAAUACAAGCAAAGCAGCCAUGCCGAAAAGAAGCAAAGCAAAUCAUGACACUGAAGUCGAGCCAAAGAGGAGAUCCACAAGGUUGUCAUCUAAACCUACUACUCCGGCUAAAGCAGAGCCAAAGGCAAAGGUAAAGACACCAGUCAAGGCAGCAGCCAAGCCCAAAAAGGUAAAGGAGGUGGUAGAGAAGGCCAAGCCUGAGGAGAAGAAAGAAGAUCCUGAGGAGGAAGAAGCAGCACCGGCAGAAAACGGAGAGGCCAAAGCUGAGGAGGAGGCAGCAGAAGAGGCAGAUGAGCCCGAGAAAGAGGAGGAUGAGACAGAAUAACAUCCUUACCCUUUUGCCAGUGCUCCCUGUACCUCCUUUCUUGUACAAUGCAGAUGAAUAUUUUUAUCAACUAUUUUCUUAAGAAAAAGCAGGUUGUGUAGUAGUAAGAUUGUAGAAACACAUAUUUUUUGUUUUUUUUACACCUCUGGAAGAAAAGUUAUGGUCAUUGUGUGUUUCCCUUUUCUUUUGUGGUCUGGUUCAGUUGUCGAAGAGGGAGGAGUGCAGGUUUGUAGCAAUGACAUGCAAUCAUGCCAAUAUCAUGAACUUGUUAUUCAACUGGGAGAGUUGUCUGAGACUAACAUUCCAUAGGCUUUAUGAGGGACAGUUUAUUUAACCUGUAUUGUAUGGGGAAGGGUUGGGGGGUUUAUACACAAUAAUACUUGUUUUAUUGUUUAUAAUAGGUAGGAAGCUGGUGAUUCUGUUUUAAGCUGUGCUCUAUGAAUAUUAACUCUUAUCCACACCGUAUUAUGAAUCCACAGUUAUGGUUCAUCAUCCUCCCUAGUACAUGUACUGGAUUUUUCAUCAGGCCUGUGCAUUAUGUGAAAUGGUUUUUGUCUCUGUUUGGUGACGGUAUUGCAAUAACAUUUGAUAUAGCUGCUGUGAAACUAGGGUUUUUUCGUAAUUUCUAUGCAGUAUGUAAUGUAAUGGAAAGUUGUGAGGAUGGUUCAUGUGUUUUUAGCUAAUAACAUGAAAUGCAUUACAGUGUUAAACAUACUGAUUGUAGCUUAUCCUUUUGAGGAUACUGAUAAACAUUGACUGUACUUUCACUUAAUCUUUCAAGUGAACAUACAGCCAUAGCAAGAUUUCCAUGUGGUUUUAGGAUUUUAUGUACCAAUGUACAGUUUCUCUUUUAUUUUUUUUGUAGCUGUAUCUGUGUGAUUGGUAUAAACAUGCCAAUUGAAUAAAAAAUGGUUGUAAUUUC
Molecule: messenger RNA, 1387 nt
Organism: Coregonus clupeaformis (lake whitefish)
Lineage: Eukaryota; Metazoa; Chordata; Actinopteri; Salmoniformes; Salmonidae
Product: non-histone chromosomal protein HMG-14
Exons: 6
Coding region: 160-465 (101 amino acids)
Cellular component (GO): nucleus; chromatin
Molecular function (GO): nucleosomal DNA binding
Source: RefSeq, a predicted model, not a curated record